AUGGGUUUCUCAGCUGUCAUUCUCGCCGUUGGCCUUCUAGUGGGGUUGCUUCUUCCUGGAAGCUCCAGCGCCAGCGUCAUCAUUUCAGCGCCGAAUCCUUCAACUCACGACUAUAAGGUGGCGGUUGCUCACUUCCCUCUCGUUGACAUUACGCGCAAAGAUGUCUACGCUGCGACUGAGGACAGAAAGCUCAUGGUCAGCUUGUUCAUGCCGGUACACAAGAGUGUCUGCAUGACUGAGUGCGAGAAGGCAUAUAUGCCACCUGACACUGCGCGCGUCUCAAACGCACAGUUCUUCGAGCACAGUGACGCUGGUGUCUUCGAGCAGAUGGCAUAUAUGGCAUGCUGUGGAGGAAAUACAGAGAGUAUCAACGCCUCCAAGUACCCAGUCGUCAUUCUCGAGCCUCAGGUUGGGACUAGUAGGUUGCUAUAUACUACUCUCGCGCGGUUCAUGAGCGCAAAUGGAGUAGCCGUCGUCCUCGUCGACCACCCUCACGACUCCUCCAUCGUCGAGUUCAUGAAAGCACGCGACAAGCCAACGAUCUACAACAACGGCACCAUCCCACUCAGUCCCUUCGAGGCGAUGAAAUCUUGGAACGCUACCAUAACGCAGGCAAUGGAAACAAGAACUCAAGACAUAAACUUCGUCCUCCAACAACUCACCACUCUCGCUCUGCCAGACCGAUUCCCAGGCCUAAACUUCACCUCCGCACUCAACACACAGUCUUAUGCCAUCGUCGGCCACGGCCUAGGCGGCACCGUAGCAACAACUCUUAACGUCCUCGACCCGCGCGUUCGCUUGUCAAUCAACCUCUCCGGCACAGCGCCACUGCUUCAGCACCCCAGCGCCGCACAAAUCUACUUCUUCGGCCGUGCCGCCUUCACACGCGACGACGACAUCCACUGGCCCACCACAUGGCCGUAUCUCACCGGCCGAGCCACAGAAUUCGACCUCAAAGACGCUGGCAUUUUCGACUACUCCGACUUGCCGUGGCUGGUGGAUUUCGCACGCAAGGAGGGCGGCAUGCCGGAUCUGGUGAAUGCACGGGGGUUGGGCAGCCUCGGGCCGUGGGGGUUCCAUGCUAUGGCGUGCUUUGUGGAGGGUGUGCUGAGAGUGGAGUUUCUGGCGGAUUGGACGGCGGUGAGUAGGUGUUUUGGGUUCUUUCAGCAGAUGGUGCCGUAUGCGCUGCAGAGGGGUGGUGCGUGA
This is a messenger RNA of Dothidotthia symphoricarpi CBS 119687, 1206 nucleotides long. RefSeq lists its product as uncharacterized. The transcript has a single exon. The coding region runs from base 1 to 1206 and encodes 401 amino acids. Lineage: Eukaryota; Fungi; Ascomycota; Dothideomycetes; Pleosporales; Dothidotthiaceae. The record is from RefSeq and is a predicted model, not a curated record. Gene Ontology annotation, molecular function: 1-alkyl-2-acetylglycerophosphocholine esterase activity.